AUGGACAUCACUCAUUCUUGGAUGGAAGUCCUGCUGUUCCUCAUGAUUAUUGUUCCUCAGAUGUCAGCAAUCACACACACUCUUCAGUACCUCUACACUGCGCUUACACCAGGAAUAAAUGUCCCAGAGUUCACUGCUGUUGGUCUGGUGGAUGGACAGCAGGCUGUUUACUAUGACAGCAAUAUCAGGAAGACAAUCCCAAAAACAGAAUGGAUCCUGAAGAUUGGUGCUAAUAAUCCAGAUUACUGGGAAGAUCGGACACAGAGUAUGCAGAGUGAUCAGGAGGAUCUCCAGAAUCUUUUACAUACAGUAAUAAAAUAUGUUAAUUACACUGAAGGAGUUCAUACACUACAGAGGAUGUACGGCUGUGAGCUUGAUGAUGACUGCACCACUAGGGGAUACAAUCAGGUUGGUUAUGAUGGAGAGGAUUUCAUCAGUCUGGAUCUGAGGACUGGAACCUGGACUGCAGCUAAUGAUAAAGCUAUGACCACAAAACAGAAGUGGGAGUCUACAGGAGCUGAGAUUAAAUACUGGAAGUACUACCUAGAGAAAGAGUGUUUUGAGUGGUUAAAGAAGUUUUUGUCUUAUGGCAGAGAGACUUUGGAGAGAAGAGUUCGUCCCGAGGUGUCAGUGUUCCAAAAACACUCUCCUUCUCCAGAGGUGGUUUGUCAUGCUACAGGUUUCUUCCCCAAAGCAGUGAUAAUCACCUGGCAGAAGGACGGAGAGGACGUGCAUGGGGCCGUGGAGCUCAGAGAGACGUUACCCAACCAGGAUGGAAGCUUCCAGAAGAGAAUCAUUCUGAAAGUCCCAGCUGAGGAGCUGCAGAAACACACCUACACCUGCGUGGUUCAUCCCAGCGGGCGGCAGCAAUGGCCGGGAGAUCAACAAAUAUAUACAGGUGGAGCACCAAUUGCUAUCAUUGUGGCUGUCACAGCUCUCCUCACUCUUUCUGCUGUUGUGGCUGGAAUUAUGGUUUGGAAGAAGAAAAACUUUGAUUGGAAGAUUCUCUACAACGUCACACUAAGGACAAAUUUAACUGAACUCAUUGCUGUCGUUAAGGUGGACAAUGCCCUGUUUUUCCGCUAUCCUGCUAACAACACAGAGAAGAAAAGGGCGGAUUUGUGGAAAAGAUCCCUUCAGUUGUUGAUUUCCUGUGAUGAAGAUGAUGUCAACCUCACUAGAGCAUAUAUGAAGUUCAUCAGCGGCAACAGUUUCAUCACUUUUCAUUUAAAAAAUGAAAGCUGGACUAUGUCUGAUGAUCAAGCUGCAGUAAUAAGGAGGAGUUUGGAUCCUGAAUAUGCUCAGAAUGCAAAGGACAUCCUGCAGAAGGAGUGUGUAUAUUGGGAUGAGCAGAAUAGCAGAGAAAAUCAUGAGAGGAAAGAUAAUCAUACACUACAAAACAUCACUGCCAUCCCAUCAGGAUGGACUUCCACAGUUAAUGAGAAGACUAAAAAGCAGUUUUCCAGCAGCAUCACCGAAAAACCUGAUGAUGCAGAUAAUAUAGAGUUUGUGCUGGUUCGACAGGUGGAGAAUCAGAUGGAGCAGUGA
Clarias gariepinus (North African catfish) is the source of this 1548-nucleotide messenger RNA. RefSeq names its product major histocompatibility complex class I-related gene protein-like. The coding region runs from base 1 to 1548 and encodes 515 amino acids. Gene Ontology annotation, biological process: immune response. Gene Ontology annotation, cellular component: external side of plasma membrane. The transcript is spliced from 9 exons. The record is from RefSeq and is a predicted model, not a curated record. NCBI's taxonomy places the organism in Eukaryota, Metazoa, Chordata, Actinopteri, Siluriformes, Clariidae.